AGACUUGUUAAAUAAAAUAUAGCGAGUUUAUUGUGUGCAGCAGAUGUGCUGUGUAUAUAAUAGACAAUAGUGCGACAUAGCUUUAUAAAUUCAAGAUCGUUCGGAGCUCUGCAUUGUGCUAUAGCUUUUUGUUAAACUGCUGACUCUCAUCUGUUGGACACUAUUCCCGUUUAACUCCUCGUCAAUCUUCUACAUUACAAUCAAGUAAUCAUGAACCCAUCUGACAGGUCCAGCUCCCGGUUCAGUAAGAGACAUCGUGAAACUUGCCCUAAAUGUGGGGCGGCUAUAACCAUUACUUGCUCGUCGGCCUUGGAGGCUCAUCAAGCGUCCCAAAGCUGCCAAAUAGUCAACUGUAACAUCUGUCAUAUGUCAUACCCUUUCCUAAAUCAUAUCGAACACGGAACAACUCAUGCGAGGGAAUCUCGCCACAUCGGUGCUGCUUGGGGAUCGACGGCUGAAGACUCAUUUGUAGUGCCAGAUUUUGUGAUCGAGGAGGAUUAUCGGGAGCUGUAUGUGCGUCAUGAGAAAUACAUAAAACCGUCUAGGUCGAUGAAGGCUCUGAGUGCGGUAUAUAAUUUUCAGUUGCAUCGUUUGUCGGUCGAGGAUAUCAAGGAGCAUUUGCUCUCUGUUUUCAGAGACCAAAAAACAGCAUUUAAAUUGAAAAUUUCACUUGCAUUCAUCUUGAAAAACAACGAGGAUCAGUCCUUGCAUUUUUAUUAUUCUUCACAGAACAACCAGCUCCUGUUCAGUGAUCCGCAUUUUGUGGGUAAUCUUAAUGACUUGAGUACACUGACCCACAAAAUUGAUGAAUUAGAUCUGGUUAACCAUGUUACAUAUCCCUGCUCAAAGUUCUCAUUUAUCCGCAUUACUAAUGUGACAUUUUUCCUAUCUAAAGUGUUACGCUGUCCUAUUGGAUCCGCCACAGAGUUUCCACCCUAUCUGAAAAAUACUCAAGGUUUGAUUAGCUUGGUAUCUAACAAAAGAGGAAAACCUUACACUGAUAACCUAUGUUUCUUUAGGUGUUUGGCUCUGUUCCAGGGAGCCAAGGUGACGGCAUUAGAAAAGAAAACAAAGGAGCUGUUUGAGCAGUACAUAAGAGACAUGCGUCUUGUAGUGUCAGAGUUUGAGGGUGUAUCACUCAAUGACUUGGAAGAUGCUUCUCGAAUUUUUGAAAUGGGGGUAUUUGUAUACGCUCAGAAUGAGUCUGGUGUCACAGAGCAUGUUUUCAGAUCCCUGAGAGAGGAUAACAUCAUGUACCUCAACCUGUACAAAAAACACUUUAGUUUCAUCAAGGACCUUUGCAAGUUCUCACGCAGUUUUCGAUGUACCCAUUGCAGUAAACUAUUUCCCUCUUCAUAUCGUCAGCGUAGACACACAGCUACCUGUGAUGCAGCCACACGUGACAUCUACACAGGGGGUUCAUUUGAACCCAAUCGAACCAUCUUUGAUCAGCUUGAAGAUUUUGACAUUGAGAUCCCCGCUGAAUUGCGAUAUUUUCCAUAUCGAAUGUGUUUCGAUAUUGAAUGUGCACUUGUUCGAGACACUGGUGUCGAAAAUUCAACAAGAGUAGAGUUUAGCGCUAAACAUCUCCUGGCGAGUAUCUCAGUGUGUUCAAAUGUCCCAGGGUACUUGCAACCCCAGUGUCUGAUAACUAAUGGCUGUGAAAGGGAGCUGGUAAAACGCUUUAUCGCUCUGGUCACUGAGAUAUCAGGCGAGUCUCAUCAGUUAAUGAAAGAGCGAUUUUCAGAUUAUUUGACGUCCGUGGACCAAACUGAUGACGAAAAAUUGGUGGAUCGUUUCGAAGAAUACUUGCAACAGUUACCCUUGCUCUCAUUUUGUGGGCAACGAUACGAUAUUCCUACAAUCAAGACACAACUGUUUUCGGUUCUUCUCGAGGCUGAAGACAUCAAGUACGUCAUUAAGAAGGGCUCAGCCUAUUCAGCGAUAUCAACCGAAAACUUUCUGUUCCUCGACGUCUCAAAUUAUUUGGCAGCUGGGACGUCCUAUGAUCAAUUCCUAAAGGCCUACGGCGCUAGCGUUCACAAAUCCUACUUCCCGUAUGAAUAUUUUGACAGCUUGGAAAAGCUGUCUUCCACCACAUUCCCUUCGUACGAGUCCUUCUUCUCGUCCUUAAAAGGAAGGAACACAUUGGAACCUACUCCUGGUGAGGUACUGAUAGAGGAAGAACAACAGGUAGCUAACCAGUACCCACGAUCGGAAGACAGCACCCUGCUGUCCCCAGAUCAGGUGGUGGGAGUUGGAAUCUACCGGUACGAAAAACUGAGACUCUUGUUUCAAGAGGAGGGGUGGACGUUCGCAGAUUUUCUGGCUUAUUACAACAACAGGGACGUAGAGCCAUUUUUACAAGCGAUAGAGAAUCAGACUCAGUACUACGAAGAGCGUGGGGUAGACAUUUUCAAGCAGGCAAUCUCAGUACCCGGUGUCUCCCUGCGUUUAGCGUUCAAAGAUGUGAAAGAAAGCUUUCACUUAUUCUCGAAACGGCACAGUGACCUGGUGAAGCUGUUUCUGUCUCAAAAUGUUGGUGGACCAGCUUUAAUCUUUGACCGUUUUCAAGAGGCUGGUGUGACCACAGUUGGACACGAUGCACAUAAUCCUGUCACAAGGAAAAUCCUGGGGCUUGAUGCCAACGCCCUUUAUUUAUGGUGUACAGCUCAAGAGAUGGCCUCCGGGCUAUACAUUCGAAGAAGGGCGGCUGACAACUUCCGCAAGGAAUAUCCUAGCCCGAUCUCUAUGGUGGCAACGGAAUGGUUGGCUGAUGUUGAGCAUCGGGAAAACAUCUCAAUACAACAUGUCAGAAACACAGGGGAGUACAGAAUCGGCGCCAGGAGACUCGCUGUCGAUGGUUACCACAGGGAGACGAACACAGUUUACCAGUUUCAAGGGUGCUAUUUCCAUGGCUGCCCUUCCUGCAAGAAAGAGAAUCGCGACGUCAAAGUCAGCGGCAGAACUUUGAAUGAAAAAUUCAAAAAGACGAAAGAGAUUAGUGAUUACAUCAGGAAGCUGGGUUAUACCCUGGUGGAAAUGUGGGAAUGCUCGUGGACUCAAUACAAGACUGGGCAUGAAAUUCACAACCGCUACGUCUAUACCACUGAACACCUGUUUAGAAUGACUAAAGACAGGAUACUCGAAGAAAUCUUGAACGGACACCUAUUUGGUGCGGUUCAAUGUGACUUGAGGGUUCCUGAUCACCUCAAGGCUCACUAUGCAGAAAUGCCUCCUAUCUUUAAAAAUACCACCGUGACGGCAGAUGAUAUCGGUGAACAUAUGACUGAAUUCCUCCGUUCAACGGGGAAAUCUUUCAAGCCGACUCGAUAUUUAAUCGGGUCAAUGUUUGCCGAGAAGAUUCUGAUAAUCACGCCGUUAUUGAUUUGGUACGUUCAGCAUGGGCUUGAGGUGACGGAUAUCCAUCAAGUCAUAGAAUUCGCACCCAGCAGGUGCUUCAAAUCCUUUGCUGACAACGUAUCGGAAGACAGGAGGGCUGGUGAUCAAGAUCCGGCCUUGAGAGUUGUAGCUGAGACCAGUAAACUAAUAGGGAACAGCUUCUAUGGAUAUACGAUAAUGAACAAGAGCAAGCACGUCAAGGUGGACGUAGUGGAUCAGGAGACUGCCGCAGAUCUCAUUAACGGCCCCCGCUUCUCCGCCUUGGAUGAGCUUUCAGAUAACUGCUACGAGGUAACAUCGAGAAAGAAGAGUAUACGUCACAAUCUUCCUAUCCAGAUUGGUUUUUUCGUUUACUCCUAUGCAAAGUUAAGAAUGCUCUCUUUUUACUUUGAUGUGCUCGUGAGUUACAUCCCUCGACCGUACUUCUCUCUUUGUGAGAUGGAUACGGACUCGCUGUACAUGGCACUUGCAGCUGACACGCUGGAUGAGCUCAUAAAACCUGAGCUCAGGCAAGAUUGGACUCAGAUAAAGUUGCAGUGGUUUCCUCGUACAGAUACCGAAGAACACGCGGCUUACGAUAGGAGGACGCCAGGGUUAUUCAAAGUAGAGUGGAGCGGAGGUGGCUUUGUUGGACUUUCGGCUAAAACCUAUUUCUGUUUCGAACCUGAUGCCAAACAGAAAGAGAAGUGUUCAACAAAAGGCAUCAACAAGGCAGCUCAGGUCACUAUAGAGCAUUUCCGUUCAGUUCUGCAAACGAAGCAAAGUGUCAGCUCAACAAACAGAGGCUUCAUAGUCAAGAACAACACCAUGUUGAGCUAUCGAAUGGAAAGAAAGGGCUUGAGCUACUUUUACUGUAAAAGGAAGAUACUUGAUGACGGCAUCAGUACCACUUUUUUAGACAUUUGAUGUGUCUCACAUCGGUUUUGUGUACAGUAUAUGUAAAUUUGUAAUUGGAAGCUGUAGUUUCAUUCUAUUUUUGUCUUUGUAUAAAA
Molecule: messenger RNA, 4394 nt
Organism: Bolinopsis microptera
Lineage: Eukaryota; Metazoa; Ctenophora; Tentaculata; Lobata; Bolinopsidae
Exons: 11
Coding region: 211-4308 (1365 amino acids)
Source: RefSeq, a predicted model, not a curated record